Messenger RNA from Diversispora eburnea, 293 nucleotides. NCBI's taxonomy places the organism in Eukaryota, Fungi, Glomeromycota, Glomeromycetes, Diversisporales, Diversisporaceae. The record is from the annotation of a GenBank genome assembly.
AUGGUCCUCCCGAUGGAGAUGGUCCUCCCGAUGGAGAUGGUCCUCCCGAUGGAGAUGGUCCUCCCGAUGGAGGUGGUCCUCCCGAUGGAGAUGGUCCUCCCGUUGGUUCCGAACCUGUUGGAGCCCCUGUUUCUGGUGGUGGCUCUUCUUCUGUUGGAGUUUCUGAUGGUGGAGUUUCUUCUGUUGGUGUUGGAGCUUCAUCUGUUGGAGGGUCUUCUGUUGGUGCAUUUGGUGGUCCAGUUGGGAAUCCAUAUACACCAGAAUUGCAAGGCACGAUAAAACGAAAAUUAUGA